Postia placenta MAD-698-R-SB12 is the source of this 675-nucleotide messenger RNA. RefSeq lists its product as hypothetical. Gene Ontology annotation, biological process: protein acetylation. Lineage: Eukaryota; Fungi; Basidiomycota; Agaricomycetes; Polyporales; Adustoporiaceae. The transcript has 6 exons. Bases 1 to 675 code for a protein of 224 amino acids. The record is from RefSeq and is a predicted model, not a curated record. Gene Ontology annotation, molecular function: N-acetyltransferase activity.
AUGCGGUGUAAUGCUAACACAAUUAUCUUCGACCGCGACGUUGUCCUCGUGCCCUAUCGGGAGGAGCAUGUUGCAAAGUACCAUGAAUGGAUGACGAGCUCCGAGCUCCGUGAACUCACCGCAAGUGAGCCGCUCACGCUCGAUGAAGAGUACGAAAUGCAGCGGAAAUGGCAAGUUGAUGAAGACAAGCUCACGUUCAUCAUCCAUUCCCGUCGACCACUCUCUGAACCAUCCGCUGCAGAGGAACCUUCGCCGGAGAUGAAAUGGGACUGGGACGCUUUACGCGCGAUGCCGAUGGUUGGAGAUGUUAACCUUUUCCUAAAAGAAUCACCAGAAGACGAAUACUUUGAGGCAGAGGCAGAGAUCAUGAUCGCAGAACCCACCUACCGCCGGCACGGCCUUGCACGCGCGGCAUUGGAGCUGCUGCUUUCUUACGCGGCUGCCCCAGAUGCCCCCGCACCGCUUCCAGUUCCCCGUACGCGAUUCGUUGCACGGAUCGGCGCAGAGAACGCGCCUAGCAUCGCCCUAUUCGAGAAGUUAGGGUUUGUCGUGACGAAGCGUGUGGAGGUGUUUGGAGAAGUGGAGAUGCGCUGGAAGGAAGGCAGGGGAGAGGGAGAGUGGAGGAAAGGCGAGAGAGUAGAGCUGAGGGAUGUGGAAGGAAGCGUACAGGAUUGA